Molecule: messenger RNA, 3350 nt
Organism: Strigops habroptila (Kakapo)
Lineage: Eukaryota; Metazoa; Chordata; Aves; Psittaciformes; Psittacidae
Gene: UFSP2
Product: UFM1 specific peptidase 2
Exons: 12
Coding region: 797-2185 (462 amino acids)
Source: RefSeq, a predicted model, not a curated record
CGGAAGAUGCCCUCAUCCAUGAUGAGCCACUGCCAAAAGGCUAUGGCCUCCCUUACUCCUGCAGAGCUCUGCUUUUCAUUCAAGAACGUUAUUCUUCAGUUGUAAUAAUUCAAAUAAAACCCAUCUUUCACAUCAACCCAGUCAGACCUUUUUUUCGCAUGCUGGCACUUGUGGAUCCCACACUCCAAGACCUUUUAAAUGUAGAUAACUCUGUUACCUGAAAUGGUUCAGGGUUAUGCUUCAGAAGACAAAAUGUAGAAUAUGGCAAUCUUGCUUUUUUUGUUGCUUGGAGUAAAUUUUGGUACUCCAGAAUCAUGGAAACCUGGAAAUCCUUCACCCAGAGCUCAAAGUGUAGAUGCUUAUAUUGUUGUCAGGUGCACGUAUCUUUUUAUAUAUUUUUGUUUAGAAUACUUUUAGUGAGAGGAAAGUUAGCCCUAUGCUUUGAUUCUUUUAUUUCACGAAUAACAUAGCAUCGCCUCUGGAAGUUUCCCAUACUUUGAAAGCAAAUAGUUAUGCAGUAAGUCCUUCUAAAAGGUGUCAGUGUAAUUAUUCUUAGAGGCAUUUGCUGGCUUUUUUAGAGCACUUAAGGCUGUGAAGCAUUUCUUUUUGUGGACUGUUAGAUUGAACAAUACCCACACCCCUCUGGACUGUCACCUUUUGAUUCUCUCUGUACUGGCACAGCUGGUUAUUGUAGCAGGAUGUUGAACUUGACCUGAAUUGAUCUGGCUGAAAAAGUCUUCUCUGGAUAGAAGGGUGGGUUUCUGUCUGAAGGAGUUCUCUCGUCAUUCUAGAAGCUAUGGACAUACUCUUUAGAAUGAGAGGAGGCUUGGACCUUGCGUUUCAGCUAGCAACUACUGAUGAGGCAUCAACAAAAAAGGCAUUAGGAUAUGUUUUCAGUGAUCUUGCAAACAAACUGUCCUCGGAUGUUCUUGUAUUAAGAAUUUGCCACAGUUCAAUCUAUGUGUGGCCUAAUAGUGGCAUGAACACUGUUCCAGAGCUUACUGAUGAGUCUGCUUGUAAGGAGAUAAGACGAUAUAUACAAUUUGAUCAAGAUGAUGAGACCAAACGAAAGCUUGGCAAAAAAAAGGAUAAAAAGUUACAAGAUACGCAGCAGAUAGUCAAUAUAGACCUCAUGUUGGAAAUGACGUCUUCAUUGCCUGCUUUGGCUCCAGUCAUUGAACGGGAAAAUAAGGAACACCACUACAUAAAUAUGACAUUACCAGUUGAUGUUGUUAUAUCUGUUUCUCCAGAGGAAACAUGGGGAAAUGUACAGAAUCUCCUGGUGAAAGCAAUUCACAGGCAACUAACUGACAUGGAAACAUGUAUCAUGAAAUACGUGAAGGGAACAUCAGUUGUGGUACCAGAACAAUUUCAUUUCAUGUUACCAGGGAAAAACCACCUUGUAACAAUCUCGUAUCCUACAGGUAUUUCAGACGAUCAACUGGAAAGUUACAGAAAGGAAUUGCACGGGUUAUUCAACCUGCCUUGUGACAGACCCUAUUUCAAGAGAGCAAAUGCUUAUCAUUUUCCAGAUGAACCAUAUAAAGAUGGAUAUCUCAGAAAUCCACAUUUACAUCUUAAUUCACCUGGUAUGGAGUCUGGUAUGGUCUGUUUAGUACAUGGUAUCUAUAGUUACCACCACUAUAUGCAAGACAGGAUUGAUGACAGUGGUUGGGGCUGUGCCUAUCGGUCUUUGCAGACAGUCUGUUCUUGGUUCAAGCACCAAGGUUAUAUCGAUGCACCUAUACCAACACACAAGGAGAUUCAACAGGCACUGGUUGAUGCUGGAGACAAGCCUGCAGCAUUUGUUGGGUCACGGCAAUGGAUUGGUUCCAUUGAGGUACAACUUGUUUUGAAUCAGCUUUUUGGAAUAACAUCAAAAAUACUAUUUGUCAGCCAGGGUUCUGAACUGGCAUUGCAGGGAAGAGAGCUUGCUAACCAUUUCAAGACUGAAGGAACUCCAGUUAUGAUUGGUGGAGGUGUUUUGGCUCACACAAUAUUAGGAGUGGCUUGGAAUGAGAUGACAGGGCACAUCAAAUAUUUGAUUCUAGACCCACAUUACACUGGAGGAGAAGAUCUGCAUGUUAUUUUGGAAAAGGGCUGGUGUGGAUGGAAGGGCCCUGAGUUUUGGAACAAGGACGCCUAUUACAAUCUCUGCCUACCUCAACGACCCAAAGCUAUUUAAAAUCCAUUCUUCUGCUGGAACAUGCUAAAACAGAAUACUGGCUGAUCUAGAUAAUGACUGUUGUGUUAAUACUCAAAAUCAUGCUUUCAGUCAAUCAGAACCCAGCUGAAAUAGAAAUGUUGCUUGAGUAAUUUAAAUUAAGAAUUUUAUUUUUUAAUGAAACCUUUCAAAAUAAGAGUUAUCUGCUGUGAGCUGUAUUUCUUACAAAUACAUUUAUUAGGUAACUAAUACUAUUCUUUUGGGUAGGACAACUUUAUGUUCAGAUAGCAUUUUUUGUUACGCUAAUAUCUUUACAGAUUAAAUGCCUAAUCCUUUUAUGUUAUGGAAUUCUUUCUUGCCAAAAAGACAAACUGUCCUCUACCUGUCAAGUUCCAUAGCACCAGCUGCCUUGUGCAUGAUGAAUAUGGUCCAGGGCAUGAUUUGCUGCUGGUACUGUUGAUAACAGCAUUUGAGGAGUGGGAGAAAACCGGCUUUACGUAAUGAAUUUUAUGAACUUUGUUCUCACAUUUACACAGGAAAAAAGGGAAUUAAUUGUUAUGUACUCUAUUUAUUUAUAGCUGUAUGAGUAACAACUAUUCUAGGGGAAAAAACCCAACUAAGCAACAAAACGCCACCAACACAACAGUCUUCUGUAAGAAGUAAAAACAAACGAGUUUUCAUCCUUCUCGGAAGGAGACAAUGUACCAGCACAUACAUACACAUCUGGCUGCUCAAUGUAUAGUCCAGUCAUGCUUCUUCAGACUUCAGAAAUGUAUAGUCCAGUCAUGCUUCUUCAGACUUCAGAAAUGUAUAGUCCAGUCAUGCUUCUUCAGACUUUGGAUUCCCCUUGAUUUUAUUUGGGAUGACAAGCUAUUUCUUUUGUCAGCUAGGAGACCAGAUCUGUCAUACGAACAAACAAGAUUAAGUCUGUAGCUGCUUUAUCAGUACAUCAGUAAAAUUAUCUGGGAUUCCACCCUAUUCACCCCACAAAGUAGCCUUUUCCUUGACAUUCCCCAUGCACUGUCUCAUUUUGGUAAGACCAUAACUUUAAAUACCUAUGCAAGCUGAUCCUAACUAGCAGGCUUCUAAAUCCAACUGCUAUGUACCCAACACCAAAUUUAGUUACUUAAAUGAUAAGAGUAUUCAAAAAUAUUCUGAAUUGUAAUAAACCAACAGUAUUACACAC